Pelobates cultripes (western spadefoot toad) is the source of this 897-nucleotide messenger RNA. The record is from the annotation of a GenBank genome assembly. NCBI's taxonomy places the organism in Eukaryota, Metazoa, Chordata, Amphibia, Anura, Pelobatidae.
AUGACUGACCUCCUAGAUAAACUAGGUGAUCUUAAUCUAGGACAGGAGGAAAUCACAAAUGUGUUUUCUACCAAUCCAUUGUCCUCACAAGGAACUAUUAAUGAUAACAUCAACACCGCUUUCUUUGAGAUUCAGAAAACUUACCAGGAACAAAUUAAAAGCUUCUGGGAACUGACCAGUCUCAAACAGUAUCUUGAGCAGAAAUUAGUUCCCAGAGGCCUUCGCCCCGACAUCCUUUUGCCAGACAAAAUCCAGACUGAAGAACAGCUCAGCGAAUGGAACUCUAUCUUAUUGAGCUGUUCCUUCAAAUUGAUGGAUUUCCUGGUUAAGUUGGAAACAAAUAACUUUGAGACAAGUAACCUUAAAUUAAAUGGAGAAAUUGCCCUCAUCAAAAAGUAUAAAUCAGAUGAUCUUUAUACCCCUAUGGAAAUCAAAUUGCAACAAAACAUUACCAACUUUAGACACCAUCUAAAAAUCAAAAAACACAACAAAUUUCAAAGAGACUUCAAAGAUUUUAAAAGUGGAACCAUUUUCCGACAAACCAACAAAAAUACGAGACGCAGAAACAGCUAUAGGGGCUCCUCUUCUGCCGAAACAGACUGGUCAGACCAGGAUCAACAAUCACAGAACAGACGGAGAUCCCCUUACACACGGAACAGAACAUAUACAAAAGACACCAGUUCACAGUCAAACUCCAAUAAGAGUAUCCUUAAGAACCCUGAAAAGGUAGUUUCCUUUCUGGAUAUACCCAUCUCAGGGGACACGAACAACUCUACUCCAACUGUCCCCUCUUCAAAUCCUUUUUUAGAUCAGCAACAACCAUACCAACAACGGGGACGUCUAAGAGACAGGGAUCGAUGGUCGUACAAGACCCAAAACCGGACCCCAAGAACUUAA